Messenger RNA from Parasteatoda tepidariorum (common house spider), 1155 nucleotides. RefSeq names its product UPAR/Ly6 domain-containing protein bou. The record is from RefSeq and is a predicted model, not a curated record. NCBI's taxonomy places the organism in Eukaryota, Metazoa, Arthropoda, Arachnida, Araneae, Theridiidae. Gene Ontology annotation, biological process: positive regulation of voltage-gated potassium channel activity; regulation of synaptic transmission, cholinergic; sleep.
AACUUCAAAUUCCCUCUUUUCCCUCUGCUAGUUCGAAGAAAAGCAGUCAAGUAAGUUGGCCAAGGGAUUAUGCCAUAUGAAGAUGACGUCUUAACGAUGUAAACAAAUAAAGCGAAAAAUUUGUUGAUUUAAAUAUGUUUGUUAUUUUGUGUUAACUUAUGAAUUUUUAGCCUCAUAGAAAAAUGCAUUUCUCCUUUGGAUUAAUAUCAUUUUUAGUGUUAUUUUCUACAGGAACUGCCAUUAGCUGUUUUCGAUGUAACUCUACCCAAACUUUGGAUUGCCUUGAAAAGUUCCUGAAUCCUAAUCCACUACGACCAGAAUCCUGUUCUGACGUGUUUGAAGCUAGAUACUGUAUAAAAACUACUGGUAUAUAUAAUGGUGAGCUGGGUACUCAGCGAUUUUGUUCCCCAAAAGAGUUAGGAGAUUACUGUGAAUAUGUCCGCCAUUACGACGGCAGAGAGUACAGAGGUUGCGUCUACACAUGCUACACCGACGGCUGUAACAGUGCCCAUUCCAUGUUUAAAAUGUCAACUUUAACGAACCUUAUCACCAUUUUUACAACCCUUCUUGCCAUUUUUAAAGUAUCACGAUGAAAUACAUCCAACCUUUCAUAUAUAUAAAUCAAGUAUUUUGGAAUGUAAUUUAGUAAAAACGUGCUGAUUUAACAGUUACUACUAAAACUUGGGCCUGCUUAGUAUGGAGUACUUAACUAUAUUUAAAGAUCUGUUACACUUUAUUAUCUAUUUCAUCUUGUUCUAAACCUGCUAUGUUGAGGCUGUCAUGUUUCUAAAUAUUAAAUAUAUUGUUGCAAUUGUUGGCGUGACACAAUCGAAUUACCUCACGAGCGACGUGCCAGUUAAAAUGCAUCAUCUGCUGACUAUUACGUUUUCUGCUGAAGAUUUUUAACAGUGGUGGCAAAAUAAUUAAGAAAGAGCAACCCGAUAACCCAAGAAGGGUCUGCGCCAAGGCGAAAUAGAACAGAUAUGUUAAGAGGAAACAGAAUUUAAACCAUAGAUUUUGAACACCACUUGAACAUAAAAAUUUAUUACUGUGACAAAUUGCGAUGGUCGCUUAUUUGUGUUUAAAUUUUUCGGCCGAUAAUUUAAUAUUCUAUGACAUUUAAUAUUAAAUUUUUCGGCCGAUAAUUUAAUAUUC